This is a messenger RNA of Panicum virgatum (switchgrass), 2664 nucleotides long. RefSeq names its product zinc finger A20 and AN1 domain-containing stress-associated protein 5-like. NCBI's taxonomy places the organism in Eukaryota, Viridiplantae, Streptophyta, Magnoliopsida, Poales, Poaceae. Bases 1971 to 2441 code for a protein of 156 amino acids. The transcript has 2 exons. The record is from RefSeq and is a predicted model, not a curated record. Gene Ontology annotation, molecular function: DNA binding; zinc ion binding. Gene Ontology annotation, biological process: transposition.
GCCGUCGUGGUUGUACUCCAUAUCAGGGAUCGCGUUGUCUGCCCAGCGACCUGCGUGGGCGGCGCGGCGGCAUCUUUGCCCCCCCAACUUUGGCAUCGCGUCUCGCCUCGCCCCGCCCCCGGCCGGCCGGGGGCGUGCGUGCUCGUGCGUUGGCAUUGGCCAUCGAUCCAUCUCCGAUCCUCUCCUUUUACAGGCCCAGUCGGAUACUCGGUUCAGCCAACACGGAAUAACCUUCGGCCCAUAGACUUAGUCUGCAGACCCAAAAGCAGAGACGGAGUUUGCUCGGACAAGGCCUACCAACUGUUUAUGUCCAGAUUUUGCAUAGAUGGGCCGACAAAGUUCAAGGUACAUGGUGAUGGGAAUCGCCAGCUCGUAAAGUGCAGCAUCCGAGGGUUACGCGUGAGCUCCGGACUACUGAAGUGAAGGUCAGGAGCAUAAUCUCCCAAUUUUUAUUGUAACAGGAUGAUUUUUUUGAAGAUUAUAUAACUGCAAGUGCAGGCAUGUUUUAAAAUACAGCUAGGCUCUGUUUAAUUGGUGAAAAGUUGUUGGUUUUAGUACAGUAGCACAUUUCGUUGUUACUUGACAAAUAAUAUUCAAUCAUGAACUAAUUAGACUUAAAAAAUUCAUCUCGCGCUAAUCAGUUAGAUUGUGUAAUUAGUUAUUAUUUUAAUACUUAAUACUCUAUAUAUGUGUAAUCAGUUAGAAAUUCUUUUUAGAAACUAAACAGGGCCUAAGCCUGCCACAGCUAAAAAAAAUAGCCAAGCGGACUUACAUAAGAUGGGGUCUAUGGCAUAUAUACGUACAAGAGACUAGUGCUUCGUUUGCUGAUUUUCCCAAAGAUCACAGGCUCACAGCAGUCCACGCUCUCCCGCUGUCCUGUCCCGUCCUGUCCAGCGUGCCGUGGCUGUACUGUCUACGCGCCCUGUUCGGCUUGCUGAUUUGGCUGGCUCGCCCCCUGUACUGGCUGUUUUUUUGAGAUGAUUUAUAAUAAAGCGGCUGGUACUGUAGCAGUUAUUUCUUAUAUAAUUUAAGUAUCCAUAAUCAGCCAUAACACUAUGGUACUGCAGCUACAAAAGUACUGUACCUACAGUAAUUCACCUAGCCAUAAUCAGUGAGCCAAACAGUAACUAUGUUCUUUGCUUUUUCUGGCAUACGCCGUCUCUAACACCCUGUUUAAUUGGUGAAAAGUUGUUGGCUUUGAUACUGUAGCACAUUUCGUUGUUACUUAAUAAAUAAUAUUUAAUCAUAAACUAAUUAGGUUUAAAGAUUCAUUUCGUCCUAAUCAGUUAAACUACAUAAUUAAUUAUUUAUUUUAACUAUAUUUAAUGCUUCAGCCUGUAUCCGAACAUUCGAUGUGAUGGAUAUUGUGGAAGAGAUUUUGAGAACUAAACAAGGCUUAAUUUUAAGAAAGUAAGUCAAGCAAAUUUCAGCCACAAUUUCACCAUACCAAGCGAGAGCCAAGUCAAAGUUUGUUCAGUUUGAGGAGAUAUCCAUCGGGUCCCGCAUUGCCGUCAGAUCCAAAAACCUGAGGGCGCCCCAUGCCACCAUGGCCGCCAGCAACGUCUGGACGUCCGAACCAUGGGCCGGACGGCACGGCAGGUCGGCAAGGCUGGACCAAACGCGCCAGCACGUAACAGACACCCCCGUUCCGUUCCGAUCCGUUCCCCCGUCGUCCUCGCCCCCCCUCCUCUCACCAGCCGUCCACCGCUCGCCCAGCCGUAGCAGCCCAACCGCUGCCGGCGUCGCCGUCGCCGUCGCCGUCGCCGUCACGCCGCGGGCCGACCUGCCGUGGCCUCGUCGCUAUCCCUUCCGGUCGCUUGACACAAAAGCCAGAUCAAUCCCACACCUUUCGGCCGCUUUACGCGACGCCUUUUUAAUCCCUUCCGCCCUCCGCUUCCGGUUCCCCUCGCCCACCCCAGCCCAGCCUGCCCCCCUGCGCCGCGCCGCGCCGUGUCCCCGACCCGGCGGCCAUGGCGGAGGAGCAGCAGCAGCGGCAGAGGUGGCAGGAGGGCCACCGCCUGUGCGCCAACAACUGCGGCUUCUUCGGCAGCCCCGCCACGCUGGACCUCUGCUCCAAGUGCUACCGCGACCUCAACCACCGGCAGCCCGCCGCCCCCGCGCCGCCGGCCUUCGCGCCGCCCCCCGCCGCCGCCUCGGCCUCAGAAGCUUCCGAGGCGGGCGCCGCGGCGCCUUCCGAACCCGAGGCUCCGGCGCCGGCCCCCGCGGCGGGCGCCUGCAGCAGGCAGGCGGGCAGGUGCGCGAGCUGCCGGAAGCGCGUGGGCCUGACGGGGUUCGCGUGCCGCUGCGGCGCCACCUUCUGCGGCGUGCACCGGUACCCGGAGCGGCACGCGUGCGCCUUCGACUUCCGCGCCGCCGGCCGCGACGCCAUCGCGCGCGCCAACCCCGUCGUCAGGGGCGACAAGCUCAAGGACAAGGUCUGAGGAGUGAGGACCUCGACGCGACGGCCGGAGGGUGGGGUGGAGGAGGACGGCGGCUGCCGGCUGCGAACGGAUCGUCGGACUGUACCAUGUACUCCGUGUACCCCCCUCGAUUGCAUGUGUACGCUGACGCCCAGUUAGGCGUUAGCCAUCGCAAGUUGAAAUCGAAAGCUAAACUGGUUUCGAAUAAUAUAAGAGACCCGGAUCGGCGGCCUUGCUGCGUGCA